AUGCAAAAUAGGUCCUCUGUUACCAAACCUAACAACAGUCUUCAUAAUCCGAAGAGGUCAGCUAGCAGUGAUCAGGAUGCAAACAGUUUUAUUGGUGUGAGUUUUGAAGACGUCAGAGCUGACAUAUACCCGCUAUGCAAAGAUCAGCAUGGAUGCCGUUUCUUUCAAAGAAAACUGGAAGAGCAGAUACCAAUGUACAGGGAUGCCAUAUUCAAUGCCGUCUAUGACCAUUUUGUAGAACUGAUGACUGAUCCCUUUGGGAACUACCUAUGUCAAAAGCUGGUAGAGUACUGUGAGGACGACCAGAGAAUGCUCAUUGUGGAAAAAGUCGCACCGGAUAUUGUCACCAUUUCUCUCAACAUGCAUGGUACACGUGCUAUUCAGAAGAUGAUUGAAUUUUUGAACCUACCUCAGCAGACCAGAGCCAUUGUCAACGCUCUAAAUGCUAAUGUUGUGACCUUGAUCAAAGAUCUCAAUGGUAACCAUGUCAUUCAAAAGUGCCUCAACAAGAUGGCGCCAAACGACAACCAAAUUAUAUAUAACGCUGUCUGCAAUAACUGCGUGGAGGUUGCUACCCAUCGACAUGGAUGCUGUGUACUACAGCGCUGUAUAGAUCAUGCUGUAGACAAUCAAAGGACACAACUGGUAGCUGAAAUCGUACGACAUGCUCUCACUUUGGUGCAGGAUCCAUUUGGUAACUAUGUUGUACAAUAUGUCUUGGAUCUUGGAGACAGCCGAUAUACCGACAGCAUGAUCAAGCAAUUCAUUGGAAAUGUGUGCGCCUUAUCUGUCCAAAAGUUCAGCUCUAAUGUGAUUGAAAAGUGCAUUCGAGUAGCAGAGCCCGAUACCCGCGCUGCUCUCAUCGAUGAAAUGGUCAACAGACUGCGGCUAGAGAAACUUCUUAGAGACUCGUAUGCCAAUUACGUGGUGCAGACAUCUUUAGACUAUGCUGAACCAAGGCAACGCGCACAGCUUGUGGAGUGUAUUAGACCAUUACUACCGGCCAUUCGUAACACACCUUAUGGCAAACGGAUUCAAAGCAAAAUUCAUAGAGAGCAACAAAGAGAGCAAGAGCGUCACUAUGUUGCAACUUCCUCCUAUAUUGGCUUGAAUCACCCAACAUUUCCUUUCAAUAAUGUGCAGCUCAGUGGUCUCUCGAACCCAAACCUGCAUCCGCAUCAAGUUAAUAACUUACCUGCCAACAUGGCGUUCAAUAAUGUAUUCGAAAAUCAAAUGGGUAAUACCAGUAUGGUUGGGCUGCAUAACGUUGCCAGUGCCUACCAGUACAUGUAA
Messenger RNA from Umbelopsis ramanniana AG, 1293 nucleotides. RefSeq lists its product as uncharacterized. Gene Ontology annotation, cellular component: cytoplasm. The record is from RefSeq and is a predicted model, not a curated record. The coding region runs from base 1 to 1293 and encodes 430 amino acids. The transcript is spliced from 5 exons. Gene Ontology annotation, molecular function: mRNA binding. NCBI's taxonomy places the organism in Eukaryota, Fungi, Mucoromycota, Umbelopsidomycetes, Umbelopsidales, Umbelopsidaceae. Gene Ontology annotation, biological process: post-transcriptional regulation of gene expression.